Trematomus bernacchii (emerald rockcod) is the source of this 2000-nucleotide messenger RNA. RefSeq names its product aldehyde dehydrogenase 3 family, member B1 (gene aldh3b1). Gene Ontology annotation, biological process: aldehyde metabolic process. NCBI's taxonomy places the organism in Eukaryota, Metazoa, Chordata, Actinopteri, Perciformes, Nototheniidae. Gene Ontology annotation, cellular component: cytoplasm. Gene Ontology annotation, molecular function: aldehyde dehydrogenase (NAD+) activity. The record is from RefSeq and is a predicted model, not a curated record.
CCGUAGUUAGUGUAGCAACAGCUCGCCCGGUGUGUCUCUCGCCUGACAGGUUGGAAGCUCGUUUUUCAGGCUGAACCAAAACCUCCCCCCCCACGCCCUGUCGUAGGAGCUGCCAGGUCGAGCGGUUGUUAGAAAAGAGAACAAUCCCGGGAACACUCUAGAAACGUAAACGUUCUCCCUACCAUCUCCUCGGAACACAGCAGCAGGUGAAAGGAUGGAGACCCACAGCCAGAUUCUGGACAGGUUGCGCUCUGCGUUUCGGUCGGGUAUCACGGUACCAGAGGCGUUCCGUCAAGCUCAGCUAAAACAGCUCAUGUCCCUGAUGACAGAAAAUGAAGAUCAGAUUUUAGAUGCACUGAAGAAAGACCUCGCCAAGCCCAAAUUUGAGUCCAUCAUAGCUGAGGUGGAUAUGGUGAUCAAUGAGCUGCACUUCACCAUCGCUAACCUGAACAGCUGGAUGCAGCCGGAGUACGUCAGCAAGAACCUGGCCACAAAGCUAGAUGAUUGUUUUGUGCGGAGGGAGCCGUUGGGGGUGGUGUUGAUCAUCGGCCCGUGGAACUACCCCCUGCAACUCCUCCUCUCACCUCUGAUCGCAGCCAUUGGUGCAGGUAACUGUGCCAUCAUCAAGCCUUCAGAGGUCAGCGCCGCCACAGAUGCUCUUGUCGCAGAGCUCAUCCCAAAAUAUAUGUCUCAGGACUGUUAUGCAGUAGUCCGCGGGGCAGCAGAGGAGACCAAGGCUCUACUGAAGAACCGAUUUGACCACAUCUUCUACACAGGUUCUCAGGCCGUGGCUCGCCACAUCCUGCAUGCGGCCGCGGACCACCUGACCCCUGUGACCUUGGAGCUGGGUGGGAAGUGUCCGUGCCUGAUAUACGGUAAGGUGAACAUCACCUACGCCGCGCGCCGACUGGCCUGGUCAAAGUUCUUUAACACGGGCCAGAGCUGUGUGGCUCCGGACUUCUUGGUGUGCUCGAAGGCCACCAGGGACGCCCUGCUGCCCGCACUGAGACAAACCCUGGAGGAUUUCUACAGCAAGGAGCCCGAGAGCUCCUCCGACCUGCCCCGCAUCGUGUCCCCAAGACACUGGACCCGACUCAUGGAGCUGCUCAAGAGGUCCAAGGGAAAGGUGGUGAUGGGAGGAGAGAGUAACGAGGAGAACAAGUACAUCGCUCCCACAGUGCUGGUGGACGUGGCUGAAGAUGACGCUAUGAUGGAGGAGGAGAUCUUCGGCCCCUUCCUGCCCAUCCUCACCGCAGAGACUCUGGAGGAAGCCAUCGCCUUAAUCAACCGCCAAGAGAAGCCACUGGCCCUCUACGUGUUCUCUGAAGAGUCCUCUGUGGUGAACACGGUGCUGGAGAAGAGCAGCAGCGGAGGAUUCUGCUCCAAUGACGGGAUCAUCCACAUGGCGCUGCCAACGCUGCCUUUCGGGGGUGUAGGGGCCAGCGGUUUCGGCAGUUACCACGGCCGCUGGGGCUUUGAGACCCUCAGCCACCAGAGGGCCGUCAUGCUGCGGGGGUGGACCUUGGAGAGACUUAACGGCCUGCGCUACCCCCCCUACACAGAGGACAAGCUGAGCUGGCUGCGCUGGACCACCUCUGCCAAACCCAGCUGCUCACUCAUGUGAUGUGUGUGUAUGUGUGUGUAUGAGAAUGUUUGGGAUAUACUGCCACUGUGAUUAAUCAUGUGUUGGUUGUUUGUGUGUAUUACUGGGUGUUUCGUCCCUUUCUCUUAGCAUGACACAUCUUUUUGCCACUAUUAUAUUGUGUAUUUCUAUUGAGUUUGUACUGUAGUUCGUUUGAAGUCAUUGAUACUGUACAGCUUUAUUUUAUUAGUGAAACCUUUUAAAAUGGCUGAUCUGUUUAAUACACUGAUAUUUUGACCUGGAUAAAUAGAGAAUGGGAUUACAGCGUUUUUGUUUUUUUCACCUUACUGGGUUGACACUGUACAUUUUUAUACUGUUUUCCAUGAAAUACUACUAAUAAAUAAAAAAUCGUCUUUUA